Messenger RNA from Pipistrellus nathusii (Nathusius's pipistrelle), 234 nucleotides. The record is from the annotation of a GenBank genome assembly. NCBI's taxonomy places the organism in Eukaryota, Metazoa, Chordata, Mammalia, Chiroptera, Vespertilionidae.
AUGCUCUCUCGGGCCCUCAUUUCCAAGGUGACCAAGAAAAGAAGGAAUAACGGUCCUUCCAAAAAAGGCCAAGGCCAUGUGCAGCCUAUUCAUUGCACCAGCUGCGCCCAGUGCGUGCCCAAGGACAAGGCCAUUAAGAAAUUUGUCAUUCGAAACAUAGUAGGGGCCGCAGUCAGUAGGGACAUCUCUGAAGUGAGUGUCUUUGACACCUGUGUGCUUCCCAAGCUGUAUUGA